GUAAAAGUACCAGGGGGGCGAGGACCUCGAGAUAUAAAUAUACCCUCCAUCACGGCCUACUUGCUACUCGAGUGUGUGUUUUCAUAUGAAUAUAACAUUCGAUCGACAAGAUACUCAGCCUUCAUAUAAUUUCCAUUUAAACCAGAUGGCGUCUCAACUACCAGUUGUCAAGCCUGACCGCGUCCUGAAAGAAGUGCAACCAGAUAUUAUUUCCAUCGACAAUCACAAGUUUCGUAUCAACUAUGACGUUCCGCAAGAAAUAACCGACCGUUUUGAUCGUUUGGCAGAGCAGGACAACAUCAAAUAUGAGGACAUCCCGCACGAUUUGAAGAAAUACGAAUUACACAAUCCCCCGGGAGAGGAAGAGAUGGAAGCAUCUAGUGGUACUUAUCUUGACAUUGCUGGUCGCGAGUUUUACGUGGGCCCAGAGGCGCCAGAACACAUUUUCGACCUUCUGGACCAACUGUUACAGAGAGACGAGGAGAUUACGUAUGAAGAUAUUCCGAACGAAUUAAAGGACUAUGAGGUGCCGGGUGCGACUUUGGGGAACUAAAAUACGAGGACCAAUUAAUAUCUCAUCAUUUAUACCAGCUGGAAGUCCCAGUAGCUGCUAUUAUGAGGCCUAAAGAGUGUUGGCGGUCGAUGCUAAUAGCUAGAGCUAAUGAACAUAGAAUGCAUAAAAUUUGAACGAUUAUUUGUGAUAAUUCUACUAUAUUUAUUAUGGCAUGUUCUAUUGUCUCUUAAAGUACAGGAAUGUCUCACGAAUGCUCUAGCUAUAGCAUAACGUAGUGACAAACGAAAGUCUCAAAUUGCAUGGAUAUAUGUUUAGCUCUCCCAGAAGAAUCAUUCUAUUUAAAACUUAAUUGGCUGGUUCCUUACGUGUUAGGCAUUGCAAAUUUUAGAGAAGAUAUUUAGACUGCAGCGCUUAAGAUCACACAUAUAUUCCUCUAAAUGAAUUAAAUAUAAC
Messenger RNA from Daldinia decipiens, 967 nucleotides. RefSeq lists its product as uncharacterized. NCBI's taxonomy places the organism in Eukaryota, Fungi, Ascomycota, Sordariomycetes, Xylariales, Hypoxylaceae. The record is from RefSeq and is a predicted model, not a curated record. The transcript has a single exon. The coding region runs from base 86 to 553 and encodes 155 amino acids.